UGCAACUCCUCGAGGCUCCAAAGGCCCCAAAUCUUUCUUCCUGCUCAAACCAAUUUUUAUCCAUCCCAUCCAAGAAAGUGAUUGGAUAGCGCGCGCGGUGCAGGCGAGGAGGAGACCUCGAAGCCGAAGACAUCUUGCUUCCGGCCGGCGAUGAGGAACCCGCCGGGCAGGCACCUCCUCCGCCUCAGCAACCGCGCCGUGCGCUCUUCCUCCUCCUCGUCGGGGCUCGGCGCCAACGCCGGCGCCUCAACCUCCGUUGCAUCCCCGCGCCCGCUCCCCGUCGCCGGCGGCCGCCCCCUCCGCGCCAGCUCGCCUCCCCCGCCCUCCGCGGUCGCCGCCGCCGCGUAUUGGGAGUCCCGCGCGCUCCGCCGCGACGGGGAGGACGGGGAUUGGGAAGAGGUCGUCGCCGGGGCUCCCGGUCCCGGAGAGAUGGAGGAAGAGGAGGAGUACAGGGUGGUGUUCUGGUCCCCACCCACCAUAGACGAGGUCACCGGCGCCGUCACAAGCAUCCAGGAGGUAUUUGAGAAUCCUUCUGGUGUGUAUUCAGAUACAACCGACAGACAAACAGCACUGCUGUCCACCUCAGGACAUUCAUCUGGCAAUUCAUCAGGAUCAGAUGACUGGAUUGAACCUGCUGCCUAUGUUCUCAACUCAACUGCUCUUCUUUCAAGGGAACAUAGGAAUGUUUUGGAUGCUUUCCGGCUGUUGCAAAAGGAUCCCACCGUUCAGAAAAUGGUUAUGUCUUUGUCAUGUGAUAAGGCUGUUUGGAAUGCCGUCAUGAAUAAUGAGGCAGUUCAAGAUUUCAGGAGAUCUUUACAUCAUGGAAAAGAAAAUGAUAGAAAGGGAAACACUGGUGGCCCUGCUGAAGUACUUAAGUGGAUCCUGGACAGUGCCCAGGCAAAAAUUGUUGAAUUCCUUGAGAACGUGAUGAAGAUAUUCAACAUGCUGAUCCACCCUCAAGAGGAUGAAGAGAAGCCAGAUGCAUACAUUGAUGCAGUGAAGGUGUCGUUCAUGCUCACGGUGUUUGUCUUCAUCGUGGUGGCCAUUGCUCGUAUCAAUUCUGAACAUUGGGAUUUCAAAGUGUGGUGAUGCGAGAUUCUGGCAUUCUGCAAGUCGACUGUACAUGUUUUGUAGAACGCACCAAGCUUCAAAACUUAGGUCCACACGAAAUUAUGCAUCACAGUAUUGUUUAACUGUAUCAUUUGACCUUGGCAGAUCAUGCAAGGGAAUGUUGUUGUUCUGGGUCUUUAGUUAUCUGUGUGUGCUCAACCCCCUUGGAGCCACAGAAGUUUAGAUCGUUGAAGUAAAAAAACGCAUAAAUUUCCAUCGAUGAAAUUAUUUGUAUAAAUAAAGUUGCAACCUGAAUUUGAUUU
Messenger RNA from Setaria italica (foxtail millet), 1373 nucleotides. RefSeq lists its product as uncharacterized. The transcript is spliced from 5 exons. Lineage: Eukaryota; Viridiplantae; Streptophyta; Magnoliopsida; Poales; Poaceae. Bases 151 to 1089 code for a protein of 312 amino acids. The record is from RefSeq and is a predicted model, not a curated record.